CUUAACGUUAUUGUGCAUUCCAACUUCCGGCAGCUGAUCUACAAUAACAAUGGCGCAAACAAAGGCAAGAUGUCACUGCUCGGUUCCUCUGUGUUCAUCUAAUAAACAACGCCAACCAUACUUGAGGUUUCACGGAUUCCCGACAGACCAAGUUGUACGAAAGAUGUGGAUCACUGCUAUUAAGCGAGACGAAGGGGAAACCUUUAAAAUAAAACAGGGAAGCACCUACGUUUGUAGCCGGCAUUUCCACGAGUCAGACUACAUUACAGGCAGUGAUAGUGGGCUGCUAGCGCUGGAUAAUUUUGCGCCUGGUCGUCGCCUAAAAGUAAAUUCUGUGCCCUCCCGCUUUGAGUGGAACAACUGGGGAUUGCCAACCAGGGAGUCCGUUUAUAAACGGGUCAAUAAACGGAUGGUAGACCGUGAGAUUUCGCCGGACCUCCCCUCGGAGCAAACACAGCUAUGGGUUGCCAUGGAGGAAUUAUCAGCGUUGGUGGUCCGUGAACAUGGCUACGGAACUGCACCAACACCAGGUGCGCUGGAUGCUGCUGCUGAACGCAUACAGCAACUAGAGCAGGAAAUCGCGGGCAUGAAGAAAGAAAUGUCACUACUGAAAGCAGAGCUGGCCCAAUUGCGAUUUAAUAGAUUUUGCAUUUCCGAUAAGGACAUACGAUUUUAUACACGGUUCACGUCAAGGGAUGUUUUUUGUGACUUCUGGGAGGCCAUCAAACCAUCUGCCACCAGACUUGUCUAUUGGUCGAAGGCGCAAAAAAAGGCACAAUCAUCUGAGCCCCUUUCUCCGAGUCCAUCGCGCAGACUGCCCCUUAUAGAUGAGUUUUUUCUUUUCUGCUGCCGAAUUGCCGCUGGCCUGCCAGAGAAGGUGUUGGCCGACCUGUUUGAGGUCAGUAUGUCCACUGUCUCCAGGGCUGUCAUCACGUGGGCCAACUACCUCUACCUAAUCCUUGGAUCCCUUCCCAUCUGGAUGAGUAAACGGCAAAUCAGAAACACCAUGCCUACCAAAUUUGUGCAGUACUGUCCAAAUGUCAGAGUGAUCAUCGACUGCACUGAGGUGCGAUGCCAGUCUCCAUCAUCACUAACUCUUCAGUCAGAGCUGUUCUCUCCUUACAAGAACACAACAACUUUCAAGGGCUUAAUUGGGGUUGCCCCAUGCAGUGCUGUGACUUUUGUUUCGAGUCUUUUCACUGGCUCCAUCUCUGACCGAAAGAUAACAGAAAAAAGUGGUCUACUUGAUCUACUCGAACCAGGGGAUGGCUGCAUGGCAGACAAGGGAUUCACCAUUGAGAAGCUGCUGAGUGACCGUGGGGCAACACUUAUCAUACCUCCCUUCAAGAUGACUGAUCAGUUUACAGAAGAAGAUGCUCUAAAAACACAAGCAAUUGCCCGGCUUCGAAUCCUUGUGGAAAGGGCAAUACGCAGAGUGAAGGAAUACCAGAUCUGGCAAGACACCAUCCCUUUGACCUUGUCUGGGACAGUUAACCAGCUGUGGACCGUUUGCUGUUUGAUGUCCUUGUUCCAGGGACCACUUGAGUUAAAACAUUACAUUCCUGUUGAAUAGGCAACGCCUUUAACUUUGUAAUAUAAUAAACUGUUACAUUCCUGUUGAAUACCCCCCCACACACACACACACCACCACCACCACCACCCCUAAAAUUACUUUGUGAGAUAUUACCUUGAAUAAAAACAGAAUAACUUGUAAACUGCAAUCUGUAAUAUGUAAUGUUAAAAUAGAUGUGUAAUGUUAGGAUAUACUUGCGUACUCGAACGAGGAAAUCAUGGAAACCUUUAGUCGUGCACUUCAUUUAUUCAUGAAUUCUUUCAAUAAUCAUUUGGUUAAUUACACUUCUUUGGGCAAAAGAUAAACAUUCAUGAAUGUACCAAAAAAGUACACGUCAACCUUCUCCUUCAUCUCUCCAAUCAAUUCAUCAUCCCUCCACACUCUUUCAAUGGUUAAGUCCUCCUCUGUAUCCGUAAUGAAAUCGCACCAACUCAAGCCAGUUACUGCAAGUUGGCCUUGAACCUGCCAGUAGUACUUGUGGUUUCUUUUAAGUUUCGCCUUCCCAUUAGUAAUUUUUACAUGUCCUGCCUGUGUGAUGUUUGAAAUGGCUGGGCAUUUCACCUCAGCAAGGCCAAAACAUGGAAUUUCAUUUGGGUCAUAUACCCUUGCAUCAGGGCUAGC
Molecule: messenger RNA, 2194 nt
Organism: Engraulis encrasicolus (European anchovy)
Lineage: Eukaryota; Metazoa; Chordata; Actinopteri; Clupeiformes; Engraulidae
Exons: 3
Coding region: 50-1573 (507 amino acids)
Source: RefSeq, a predicted model, not a curated record